AUGAACGGUGAGCAAACGAACGAUGUGCAAAUGAACGGUUUGCAACUGAACGGUGUGCAAUUGAACGGUGUGCAAACUAACGGUGUGCAAAUGAACGGACCUCACAAAAUUGCAGCUUGUCGAACGACAAAACGUUGUUUAAAAUGUGGAAACAAACACCAUACUACCAUUCAUCAGAAUACUCAGUCUAAAACUAAAGCUUCUACUCCAGUAGCUUCAGCAUCUGAAAACUCUUCUGAAUCAAAAUCAUCGGAAGUUCAUACUCUCCAUUCUUCCACUGAACAACAUUCAGUUACUUCAUGUGUUUUAUUAGCUACAGCUCAAGUCGUAGCUAUAGCAGAAAAUGGAGAAAACUUAAAGGCUAGAGUAUUAAUUGAUCAAGGUUCUGAAAUCUCGCUAAUUUCUGAACGUUUAGUACAGCUCCUUCAUCUUCCCAGAAAACACUCUUCUAUUUCUUUAAUCGGAAUCGGUGGUUUAAAGACAAAUAAUACUAACGGAUUGACACAAUUCAAAAUAAGACCUCACUUUGAUCAUAAUACGGAAAUCUUCAUAUCAGCACAUAUUCUACCAAAAUUAACCACAUCUCUUCCAUCAGUUAAAGUUCAUCAGCAUGAUUGGCCUCAUUUGAAAGGAUUGACAUUAGCUGAUUAUCAUUAUGCAACUCCUGGAUCUAUUGACAUAAUUUUAGGAGCCUAUGUUUACUCUCAAAUUAUUGAGGAAGGAUUGAUAAAAGGAGACACCACAUCACCAAUUGCCCAACGCACAAAACUUGGUUGGAUAUUAUCCGGUCCUUUUAAUAAUAACAAAGCAUCGGAAAUUUCUCAAGGAUAUCAUAUAUCAGUUGAUAAAGACCUUCAUGAUCUUCUUCAACGUUUUUGGAAACUCGAGGAAGUAUCAUCUACCACCACGUCGCUAUUAUCAAUUGAAGUUCAAGAAUGCGAGCAGCAUUACAAACAAACUCAUUCACGGGAUCAACAAGGAAGGUAUAUCGUUAGACUUCCUUUCAAAAGAUCAGCAAAUGAAUUAGGUGAUUCUCGUAAAAAAGCUCUUCAUAUUAUGUUCAAUCUAUUUAAAAAGCAAACAAGUGAUUCCAAUUAUGCAACUGCUUAUUCAGAAUUUUUAAGAGAAUAUGAAAGACUAGAUCAUAUGAUCCAAGUUCCUAAAGGUCAAUUAGAACCAGAAUUAGUCUACUAUCUUCCUCAUCAUGGAGUUAUUCGAUAA
Cyphomyrmex costatus is the source of this 1221-nucleotide messenger RNA. RefSeq lists its product as uncharacterized. The transcript has 2 exons. Bases 1 to 1221 code for a protein of 406 amino acids. The record is from RefSeq and is a predicted model, not a curated record. Gene Ontology annotation, molecular function: aspartic-type endopeptidase activity. Lineage: Eukaryota; Metazoa; Arthropoda; Insecta; Hymenoptera; Formicidae. Gene Ontology annotation, biological process: proteolysis.